GGUCUGGAAUAGUCAGGCACUCAGGUUUGCUGUUAUUUAUUUCAGGAAGUCCAAAUCAGAAUCGGAUUGUGCCUUCUACUUGAGAUUCUAUAAAUAUGUGUAAGGCUUUGCCUCUGGCUUCGUACUUAUUUUUCGAGGUUUCGUCGUAGUAGGUUGAGAAAGGAGGAGGUGAAUAUUGAUGCUAUAAGAAAUUAGGGUUACAAGGACGAGAAGAAACGGAAGGACGAGGGUGAUCGAAUAUGGAGGAGAUGACCUCAAAGCAAGCGAGGAGGAGGAACCAUAAUAAUACAACAACGCAUUCUGAAUCUGAUGAAGCAGGUAUGUUUACGAAUCUCCCUCGGGACAUUAUUUAUGAGAUUUUGAGUAGACUUCCCAUUGAAUCUGUUCUCCGAUGCAUGAGUGUAUGCAAGCUCUGGUCUACCUUUCCAUAUGAUUCUUAUUUCAUCGACCUCCACUUCAAUAAAUCCAUGAUGCAUCAUCGACCACCCACUCUUGUUCUUACAACGUCAUCAUCACUAUUUCACAAUAAGGUGAGCAGCCAACUCAUGGUGAGUGCUGAGGAAGGGGAAGGUGGUGACUGGAUGAAAGCCACACACAUCCCAAUGGGGGAUUUUGAACUGCUGGAAGGGGAAUAUAUUGAUAUUGUGGGUUCUUGCAACGGCUUUCUCUGUAUUGUGCCAUGGGAGGGUUUGGUUCACAUCUGCCUCUAUAAUCCCAUUACAAGAGAGACUAUGAAGUUGCCCAAAUCACAUCUUGUUUUACCCCCCACAAACUCAAGCACAAAAAUCGUGAAAGCUUUUGGUUUUGGUUUCGGCAGCUUAAGCAAGAAAUAUAAAGUGAUCGUAGUUUAUGACUUACUCGAUUGCAAGAUUAUAAGAUAUAGUGAGAUAAUUACAGUGGGUGAAAGUUCAUGGAGAAAGUUAGACGUCCCAACAUUAUCAUAUGAUCAACUAUUAGCAGAUCCGGUGCUUUUGGAUGGAACCCUCUAUUGGCUCAUAAUCAUUGAUAAUGACGACUAUAGUCGAUGCGUUCUUGCGUUAGACAUUGACAGUGAGAAGUUUUGGACUAUCGAUUGCUGUCCUCUUCCUAUUAGAAGAGAGUCUAUACAAAGAAGAUAUUUAGUUCCAAUGGAUGGAUCUCUUGCCUUAAUUGAUUAUUAUGCCUACACAAAUCCAUGGCGUUUGGAUAUAUGGUUACUUGAGGGUAGCAAGACCAUGGGGUUCUCAUUUACUUUAACUACUUACGAUAUGUCAGAAUUAGUCCGUUGGGGAGAUCUUUUCACAGUUAUUGGUAAACAUGGCCACGAUACAUUCCUGCUAAAUGUAUGUAGGAUCGAGAAUUGGGAUCCUACAUUGAGAUCCUUUAUUCUCUACUCUCCAACGAAGAAGCAGCAGUAUUUCUGUGUUCAAGGAGGACUAUAUGAAUCUGAUUUGGAGCUGAGAAGUUGGAUGGUGCCGUCCCUCAAGUCACUAAGGCUCUGAAUCUCUGAUAGAUAGUUAUUUAACUUGAGUAAUCAUGUAUAAAUUGAUCUAUGUUAGAUCCAUGGAAGAACCUUAGCUGACCUUUCUUUUCCAUCAUUUUAUAUUGGCAUAUUGUAUAUGGGUACUACUUCUAUUGUUUGCAUUAUCAAUGGAUUGCUUGAGAUUCUUA
Macadamia integrifolia is the source of this 1650-nucleotide messenger RNA. RefSeq names its product putative F-box protein At1g47790. Gene Ontology annotation, molecular function: protein binding. Bases 240 to 1481 code for a protein of 413 amino acids. The record is from RefSeq and is a predicted model, not a curated record. The transcript has a single exon. Lineage: Eukaryota; Viridiplantae; Streptophyta; Magnoliopsida; Proteales; Proteaceae.